Messenger RNA from Staurois parvus, 341 nucleotides. The record is from the annotation of a GenBank genome assembly. NCBI's taxonomy places the organism in Eukaryota, Metazoa, Chordata, Amphibia, Anura, Ranidae.
CUAAUAUUUAAAGUGUUACAAAACCAACAACAGAAAAAUCAGUCUGUAUAUGCAGUAAAGAAUGCAUUUUAUUCUCACUGCGGAUCAUAUCCUCCACACUGAUCCUGUCUUCUCUGAUUAUCCCCUUUUUCUACUGUCCCCAAUCCAUCUGCUGAUAGUACAGAGCUCUUGGAGUCACUCUGAACAUGCUCAGUUUAGUGUGUAUAGCUAGAGAAGUUUUUUUUUUUUUUUCAUUUGGGAGGGUGCAUGUGAUCAGCACAGGGCCAAUCAGCGCUAUCUAGACAGAGGUUCAGGGGUUAUGCAGCCUCAUAGGACAUUUAGAGCAGAAUAAAAACUCCUGA